This is a messenger RNA of Aspergillus chevalieri, 231 nucleotides long. Its product is annotated as mitotic-spindle organizing protein 1. Gene Ontology annotation, cellular component: centrosome; gamma-tubulin ring complex; spindle. The transcript has 3 exons. The coding region runs from base 1 to 231 and encodes 76 amino acids. The record is from RefSeq and is a predicted model, not a curated record. Gene Ontology annotation, biological process: mitotic spindle assembly; gamma-tubulin complex localization; microtubule nucleation by interphase microtubule organizing center. NCBI's taxonomy places the organism in Eukaryota, Fungi, Ascomycota, Eurotiomycetes, Eurotiales, Aspergillaceae.
AUGCCUUCUCAAGCCGAUGACAAGCGCCAGGCCGCGCGCGAAGUCAUCGACAUUCUUCACGAGAUCUCAAUGCUCCUCAAUACGCAUCUCGAUCGGACAGAGCUAUCCCUAUGUGUCUCGCUAAUCGAGAACGGUGUCAAUCCGGAAGCGCUGGCGAUAGUGAUUAAGGAUCUUCGACGGGAGGCAGCUUCUCAAGGGCAUUAUCCAGACGAGCAAAUCAUGCAGGAGUGA